Molecule: messenger RNA, 886 nt
Organism: Tupaia belangeri chinensis (Chinese tree shrew)
Lineage: Eukaryota; Metazoa; Chordata; Mammalia; Scandentia; Tupaiidae
Product: WW domain-binding protein 11-like
Exons: 1
Coding region: 387-878 (163 amino acids)
Source: RefSeq, a predicted model, not a curated record
UCUUCCUCAAGUCCUGAUGCAUCUAAUGGCAGAUCAUUCCUGAGUACAGAUUAAGUAGAGGAAUCUACAAAGGAUGAUGAUAAGAAUGAUUCUGAAGCAGAAAAACAAAACAGCAUAAAGAGGGAUCUUAUUCUGAUGGCACAUCCACUGCAAUUCCACAGCAAUGGGCCCCCUGUCUGUUUCACCUCAGACAGAAGGACUCCCAGGCCAAGGCCACCUCCUCUUGGACGACCACCUGCUCCACUUUUAUGGCCUUCUAGGCCACCAACAGGCUUCUCUUCUGGGCUUCUCCAGGAGCUCAUUCAUUUGACAGUGACCAGAAUGCCAAGACUGUGAGGGUCUUUACUCUUAACUUUUACCUCCAGGGCCACCAGCAGACUGCCCCUAUGGCCCUUUCCCAAGACCACUCCAGGUCUGCCUCCUGGUCCUCUUUUUCAAGACCCCCCCCCCAAGACUACCUUCCCCUGUACCUCCAAGAAGUAUCCUUUCACUUUGUCCUGGCAAGAUGCAACCACCUUUGGUGCUUUUACUUGGACCUGCCCCAUCUGAGCUUUUCCGACCAGCUCCCUCUGCUGAACUCUGGUGGGUUUACUUGCCCCAUCUACUUGGUUCAGCUACCCAAGAUGGAUGAUAUGAGCACAGCCACCAUUGAGAAGAAAGCCACAGCAACCUUCAGUGCCAAGCCACAUGGUCCCAAGACAGAUUCCUCGAUUGGUGCCCACUGUACUGAGGGACGUCGGGAGAACAAAGGGACUACUGCUACUACCCACAAAAAGUCAGAGGAUGAGUCUUCUGUGCCUCCAAAGCAGCCCCCAAAUUUGGCGCUUCUGUUCUUUUCUGAGUACAUGCUAAGGAUGAUGUUUAUGAAGCUUUCAUGAAAGAGAUG